CUAGUUUAAAUACAUAGACAAUGUUUGAGAUUUGAAGUUGUCUAGGGCCUCGAUGUCCAUGGCUUCCCGCAACUUGAAGCCAUCCCUGCUUCUAUUCUCAAUUUUCUUCUCAACAUGUUUUGUCAUCACCUCUUCAUCUUCAUCAUCUCCUUCGACUUUGGAUUCUCAUUUGUCUUCCAUGAAAGAUCUCUGCAAGUCCACACCAUACCCAGAUGUCUGUUUUGAUUCGCUGAGGCUCUCUGUCUCCAUUAACAUCGGUCCGAACAUUAUAAAUUUUCUUCUCCAUUCACUUCAAACUGCAUUAUCAGAAGCUGGAAAGCUCUCAAACAUCUUCGCUAGCAGUGGUGGACACUCAAACAUUGUCGAAAAACAAAAGGGUACAAUCCAAGAUUGCAGCGAAUUGCAACAAAUAACAGUUUCUUCGUUAAAGAAAUCUGUUUCGCGAAUCAGCUCUUCUAACUCGAGAAGAUUAGCUGAUGCAAGGGCCUUUCUCAGUGCAGCUUUGACUAACAAAGUUACUUGUUUAGAAGGGCUAGAUUCAGCAUCUGGCCCUUCUAAACCAGCCCUGGUCAACUCCAUCGUUGAUGCUUAUAAGCAUGUAAGCAAUGCCUUGUCAAUUCUGUCUAAACCAGGAAGAUCAAAAUCAAACGGCCUAAUGCAUAGGCGUCUAAUGGGAUUUCCAAGUUGGAUGUCCAGCAAAGAUCGACGGAUUUUGCAGAGUUCUGCAGAUGAUGAUUAUUACGACCCGAGUAACAUGAUCACAGUGGCGGCCGAUGGAACUGGAAAUUUCUCCACUCUUACUGAUGCAAUAAACUUUGCUCCGAAUAAUAGCGCUGAUAGAAUAUUUAUCUUUGUUAGGCAAGGAGUGUAUCAAGAGAAUGUCGAGAUUCCAAGUUGGAAGCCCAACAUUGUUCUUCUUGGAGAUGGAAGUGAUGUUACCAUAAUUACUGGUAGCAGAAGCGUAGGUGACGGCUGGACCACAUUCAGAUCCGCCACUGUUGCCGUAUCCGGGGAGGGAUUCUUGGCACGAGACAUAACUUUCGAGAAUUCAGCAGGACCAGAGAAGCACCAGGCAGUUGCCCUUCGGGUUAAUGGUGAUUUGGCCGCCGUCUACAGGUGCACCAUAAAGGGACACCAGGACACAUUAUAUGUGCACUCAUUUCGUCAAUUCUACAGAGAAUGUGACGUUUAUGGGACAAUAGACUACAUAUUUGGCAAUGCAGCUGUGGUUUUCCAGGGAUGCAACGUCAUUUCCAGAUUACCAAUGCCUGGACAGUUCACCGCGAUCACAGCCCAGUCGCGAGACAUCGAAUAUGAGUCCACCGGAAUUUCUCUGCAAAACUGUUCGAUUCUGCCCACGAAUGACUUGAACUCCAAUCUGGCUACCGUCAAGAGUUAUCUAGGAAGACCAUGGAGAAAUUACUCGAGAACAGUCAUUAUAAAAUCAUACAUCGAUGAACACAUUGCACCAGAAGGGUGGACUCCAUGGCAAGGUGAUCAAGGCCUAAGCACUUUAUACUACGGAGAGUAUGGUAACGAUGGCCCCGGUGCAGUGACAGACAAUCGAGUUACUUGGCCAGGUUUUCACAUUAUGAAUUAUGAUGAUGCAUCUAACUUUGCAGUUUCGGAGUUCAUCACCGGAGAUGAGUGGCUGGAUUCUACUAAUUUUCCUUAUGAUAAUGGCAUUUGAUACUGGGAUGGAAAUGUAAUACAAGGUGGAGUAUUUUUCUUUUACUACUAGUUAUUACAAGUAUACCAGCCAUGUACUAAUAGUCUAAUACUUGAUGUUGUUUGGCCGCAAGUUUGCCCAACUCAGGAAAAUGUUGUACGUGUUUGCCACAAAUGGACAAGAGAUUUGAUAUACUUCUCUUUUUAUGGUAUAUGCAUGGUGCUGUUCUUCA
Molecule: messenger RNA, 1901 nt
Organism: Coffea eugenioides
Lineage: Eukaryota; Viridiplantae; Streptophyta; Magnoliopsida; Gentianales; Rubiaceae
Product: probable pectinesterase/pectinesterase inhibitor 12
Exons: 2
Coding region: 53-1690 (545 amino acids)
Biological process (GO): cell wall modification
Molecular function (GO): pectinesterase inhibitor activity; pectinesterase activity
Source: RefSeq, a predicted model, not a curated record